UAGAUUGCCCUCCACCAUCAGCGCCAUCUUCUGCCAAAUAGUGAUCUUUCGUUUCACUUGUAUGAGCCAGGUGAGGGUGACGCGUGCGCACUGAGGCUUGGUGGCACUUCCUGCUAAAUAGUGUUACUUGGCAACCAGUGGGUAAAAGCGACCAGGCUGCAUAUUGGGGUAUGCGUUGUUGGGACUCAGAAGAAAAUAAGUAAAUCGUAAUGGGUUUUGGGGAGUAGAAAUCCCCUGUAGAAUCAGCUGAAAAGACUCCUGAUAUUCCCAGACCGUGAUGGACGAAGCCCUAGAAUUGACAGAGCUUCCGGCAAAGAAAGCUCGACACGAGUUGCUGGAUUCUGAAGAGCUUUCACCAAGGACAGAGGGGAUGCCAGAUACUCGCAGCCAGGUGGGUGGCGUGGAAUCUGCUGCUCACAAACCUGAACCUGCUAGCUUCCUGGACUCCAGCAUGACCCUUCUCAAUGAAGUUAAAAGAGAAGAGCCUGAUCCAGUGAGUCAAUCUGGGAGAGACUCGGCAGACCCAUACACAGAGGCGGGCUUUAACACAAAGACAUCGCAUGAAUAUACCUCACAACUGUACCAGACAAGCAAGUCAUACACGCACAUCCUUUCCCCAUCUGUAGCAGCACCGGCCAUCACAACGUACUCUGGACAGCCUCAGUACCCCGCCUCCUCUCAAUCUACCACUUACAAUGCCUACCCGCAAGCUAGCCAGAACUACGGCCUACCUCCGUUCGGUGCCAUGUGGCCAGGUAUCAAGUCUGAGAGCGGCUUGUCUGAGGCUCCGUCUGUUGCACAGCCUGGUUUCCUCAGUUUCAGCACAGCGUUUACCUCAACCCAGCCUGCUCAAGCACACUAUUCAUAUCCUGCCCAAGGUACCAGUUUCACAAGCGUUUAUUCCAGUAUCCCUGCUGGUACAGCAACAGCGACUGUGGGACAACAGGAAUACCCUAAUUACACCACCCUGGGCACAAACCAGUUCCCCCAGUAUUACGCAGCUCCAAGCUUUGUGCCAGGCGGUGUUGCAGACAGCAGUGCUGUCAGCGGUCUUGUCAAUACUGUAGCCUACCAGAGUGUGAAGGCAGAGAUUCCUGCUCCUGCUGGGCAGCCUCCAGCAACAGCAGACUCCUCAGCAGGGUCGCCUCUGUCUGCGGCUGGCAGAGACCCAGAGGAGACGGGCCACCGGAACAGCAGCGGGAAAUCAAAAGGGAAAGGAAAGAGAUCGGAUGCAUCCCAAACAGCCGAGAGCGACCUGGAGAGAGUGUUUCUGUGGGAUCUGGAUGAAACUAUUAUUGUUUUCCAUUCACUGCUCACCGGUUCCUUUGCACAAAAGUUUGGAAAGGACCCAGCCACAGCUCUUACACUCGGUCUGCAGAUGGAGGAGCUGAUCUUUGAGGUGGCAGACACACAUUUAUUCUUCAAUGACCUGGAGGAGUGUGAUCAGGUUCAUGUGGAGGAUGUUGCCUCUGAUGACAAUGGUCAGGAUCUAAGCAACUAUAAUUUCACUACGGAUGGCUUUAGCAGUUCUGGCAGUGGCGCGGGCCCCUGCUCGGGAGCUGGCGUGCAGGGAGGGGCGGAGUGGAUGAGGAAGCUGGCUUUCCGAUACCGCCGCCUGAAGCAGAUCUACAACACCUACAAAGGCAACAUUGGGGGACUCCUCAGUCCGAUGAAAGGGGAUUUACUGGGUCGGCUUCAAGGGGAUGUUGAAGCUGUGACCGACUCUUGGUUAGGGACUGCAUUAAAAUCUUUGCUACUGAUUCAGUCCAGAGGGAAGUGUGUAAAUGUUUUGGUCACAACAACCCAGCUGGUGCCUGCCUUGGCCAAGGUGCUCCUGUACGGACUUGGAGAAGUGUUCCCCAUCGAAAACAUUUACAGCGCCACAAAAAUAGGGAAGGAGAGCUGCUUUGAGCGAAUUGUGUCUCGCUUUGGGAAGAAGGUGACCUAUGUGGUGAUCGGAGACGGCCGUGAUGAGGAGUUUGCAGCUAAACAGCACAACAUGCCCUUUUGGAGGAUAUCGAAUCACAGUGAUCUCCUAUCACUAUACCAGGCUCUGGAGCUGGACUUUUUAUAAGGAGAGAAAGGCGGGGUCCGGAACCGAGGUAUAACUAGAGGACUGUAGGUCUGGACUCCUAUAGAGGACUGUAAGUCUGGACUCUUAGACUGUAAAAGGACUGUCAAACCUGAUCCACAGAACAAGGACUAUUGGCCAGGAUUCACACACUGUCUCUAAGGAAAGCUAAUCCUGUGCUGAUCUGGUUGAAUAGACUGAAUCCUGAGGUAUGCAAUUGUCACGCUCACAGAGUGCUGGCUCUGAGAAUUACAGCUGUAAAGUGUGCAGUCUGGUCCUAACACGGGACACAGCUGUAUGAGUUACAGGCUGGGUCCAGGGACCAGUGAUCCUGGUGGCGCACAUACAUUCAUUUGUACAAAAGGGAAUGCAGAUUCACACUCCUAGCUGGUCCAACCUAUGGACCCAAUCCAAUACUUGACAUACUCACCCAAAGCAUUGCCAUCAUGUCAUAGAUGGUGACUCAUGAAGCAUUGUUUCUCAUGUCAUAGAUGGUGACUCUCUAACUGCCUGUUCUACACAUGCAAACAAUACUAUACAUGCUAUUUGGAGUGGACAGUUCGGACAUCAGGCUUGUAGGGUUUUAGUAUAGACUAACAUUCAGAUCUUAUCCAAAGGGAAUGUUCUGGUCCAUCUUAAUUACCUUAUUUUUUUUUUGUUUAAUUACAGUAUAGUUGUAUCUAAUCAUGUAAGAUAGGAGUGGCCUCAUUUAACUGUUACAUUUAUAAAACAGAUGUGCUCAAAGUUAGAUGCAGGUGUUGAAAUAUUUCUUUUGCAUAUGGAUUUUGAGCCAUUGGGGGUUUAAUCACAUUAAACUAUCAUCAAUUCGUUUUAGUUCAGUUUUGUCAAAAUGAAGCUUGUAGUAUUUCUUGGAAUGACUCAAACUGCUAUGCGACGGGAGUCUUAUUUCCAUCCCCAAUGAGCGAUACAGGCAGGACAUCCUGCUGGGUACCUCACUGUUUCUGCUCUUUAUUGCAUUUACUUUUUUUUUUUUUUUUUACCUUUCAAUAUCUGUUACUAAAAAAGAUGAACGUGAACAUUGGCAAUAGACCUUUUUUUGUAUGGAUUUUCUAAUUCAACUUAAGCACAGGUCCAAGCCGUGUUCCUCAAUUUCCAGUCUGUGUUUUAGACCAGGUGUUAUACAGUUUCAGUAAUUUGCAGUGAACACAGUCCUUGUAAUUUUUCCUGUGUCUGGUUUAUAUGAAAAUGUAGAGUUCAGUUUGCAGGUGAAUUUGAGGAAUACUGUUAAUCAACGGUUCCUUACCACAGCUGGUCAUUUUGAGCAGUUUUCAUCUUGCUCAGAUUACCAGCUUUUUAAAUGAAGGUUGUUAUACUUGGUAAAAUCUAAGACAUUUAGCAAAAAACAAAAAAACUUUCUGUGUUAACAUAGCAACGUUGUGGCUGCCACCGAGUAAGUAGACCAGCUAUAACAAUACCCCCAUGACUCAAGCUGCCAACCAGAACGUCCUUAUCCACAUGGUCAACUGUUACCACUGAGUUUGUCGUUUACUCCCAGCAAAUUCAUGCUCUGGCCUGACUUUUAAACAGUGUACAUAUUGUAACAGUCCAUGCCUUUUGAAUACAUCUAUUUUGAAAUAAGAAAUAUUAUAAAAAACUGUAUAGGGUUGAAGCAUAAACUUGUACUAGGCCUGAAAUGUGUUACUCCUGUCCUAACCGGGACAAACAGGAACAGGGUCUGCAGCCUCCCACACUUCCUGGCUAGAUUAUUUACCACUACUGUAUGUUUUGAUGCAAACCUCUCUUCCAGGAAAUGGGCUGAGAUCUCCCAAACUCAUUUUAAUCAAGUCAGGGAUCCAUUUUUUGAGGCCAUUAUAACCCACAAUACUGCCUGGCUGCCCACAAACAGUUACUGCGCUAUCUUUGCAAACUCGGAAUGCCUUGGAAUGGUAUGUAAGAUCACAGUGAGUUCAGACACAGUCCUGAAUGUGUGUUUGAGGAUCUGACGGCUACGUAUAAAAGCUUCUCAUUAACACUUUAUGAGAGUCCCGUCUAUAGGAUCGGCACAUUUUAUUUUGUUAGGGUUUUUUUUUUUUUUUUUACUUGCAAAGUCAGUAAUGGGACAGUAUCUCAGACCUUGCCGUGGUCACUAUAGGAUUGUUGACCUUUUGAAUAGUUGUGUAUUAGUUGUCAAAUGUGAAAAAAUUGAGCCUGAGCAAAUUGCAUUUUCUUACAGCAGCUUGACAUAAAGAAUGUGUAUACAACAUGUUUUGUUUGUGUGUCUGUAUAUAUAUUUAUAUAGUGCCUUUUAACCUAUGGUAACAAUAAAUCCUAUAAAUGGAAACUAAAAAUGGGACAGGUUCUUUAGUUUGGUGGCGUGGUUGCGUUAUUUAGUUUAGUUCAGUUUAAGUUGACUUUCGGUAAACCACACAGACUUUAAAGCUGUAGUAACAUCAGUUUAAUAGUGAGACUGAAAGAAUACAGAGCACUGAAAUGACGCCAGGUUUUUUAGUUUUAUUGUCAGAAAAGCCCUGGUUUCAAAAGUUUUCAUUUAAAGUUUAAAAAAAAAAAAAUGGAAUAAGUUGAAUGCCUGCUGUAUGCAUGCAGUUUGGACGUUAACUGGAGAACUUUCCAAAAUCCAUGCCAGGCAAAAUUGCAUCAUGUUACUAUGGUACUUUUUAAUGUAUAUUUUACUAUGUUUGUUUUUUUCUACUUUUGUUACAAUACCUUUUAAAUUCAGAGACACAAUAUACAUUAGUCUCUUAAUGCUGGCAAAGACAAUCAGGUGUUUUCCUGUAGGUAGGUAAAUACCAUAGAGUUUGAGCAUGUGGGCGAUUAACAGGGGAAAUUCUUCUUUGUUGCUUGUGUCCAAUACAUGCAUAGCAUCACAAUACAAGGUAAAAGGCUAUUAAGUGAAUGUUGUUAAGUAAUUAUCUGUAACAUUUUGUUAUCACUGUCUAGCUAAAAAGUGAAUUAAACUGUGUCCAUCUAAGUUCUCUGAUUUGCUUGUUUCUCUGUCAAAAGGAUUAGUGUCUCAGUGAUCUGCAUGCUAUAGACAAUCAUAUAGAAAAGGAUUAGUGUCUCCGUGAUCUGCAUGCUAUAGACAAUCAUAUAGAAAAGGCUGUUCCCCCUUAUUUAGGGACAUGCACAUUUAAAGAUGAACAAUAACAGUAAAGCAUUGCAUAGCCGUCACAGCGCCCCUUUUUAGAUGUACUGUCCUCUGUCAAAAGGGAAUGGCCACAUAACUUUUUUUGAGUGCUUUCUUUACAAAGACCCUGUACAGGCAAAAAUACAGUUUUGUGACCAAUUCUUAAAAAUAAAUAAAAUGAUGUUUUAUACCAAGG
Molecule: messenger RNA, 5373 nt
Organism: Acipenser ruthenus (sterlet)
Lineage: Eukaryota; Metazoa; Chordata; Actinopteri; Acipenseriformes; Acipenseridae
Product: eyes absent homolog 3-like
Exons: 19
Coding region: 278-2074 (598 amino acids)
Biological process (GO): negative regulation of extrinsic apoptotic signaling pathway in absence of ligand; cell differentiation; positive regulation of DNA repair
Cellular component (GO): nucleus
Molecular function (GO): protein tyrosine phosphatase activity
Source: RefSeq, a predicted model, not a curated record